GCUACCGUCGUCAAUGGAACACGUUGAGGAGUUCAAGAAGGAGCUGUUCUCUAUCUACGAGACUCGUCCUCCCGUCUCGAAAAACAAAAUAGUGGCGAUAACGAAACUCGCCAUUCGCAGCGUCAAGCACUACAAACAUGUCGUUCAGAUAGUGGAGAAGAUGAUUGCCAAGUGUCGCCCAGAUUAUAAAGUCCCUGGAUGCUACGUGAUUGAUUCAAUUAUCAGAAAGUCAAGAAACAAGUUUGGUGUGGAGCGUGACAUGUACAGUCCUCGGUUCGCUAAGAAUUUGCUCACAACGACACGCAAUCUUAUGCAAUGCAUUCCUGGUGACGAGGAGAACAUCAUCCGAGUGCUCACCAUCUGGCAGUCCAAGCAGUUGUUCAGUGAUGACGUCACCAAUUCGGCGCUCGCACUGGCAAGGCAGCUCACCCAAAGCAACAAAAGCUCAUCAACACAGAAGGAGCUUGCGUAUACAACAGCUGAUCACACUGUUUCAUCACCGUUAUCAUGGGCUUCCCAGAUGCAGUCAUUGAAACCGUCUGCUGAUGUUCCCGCUGCUCCUCUGCCACAGUAUUCGACGUAUGGAGGCUUUAUGCCGUCAACUGUCACUAAUGAUGCAACAUCGAUGGGAUUCUGGCCACAAGCAGUUGACGUGUCCCAAUAUGCUCACGGUUACGUUGACGAUUUUGACUACGAAGAUGACGAAUCAGAUCGAGAAAAUUCAACCGAAAUCCAACCACUCAAUAGACUGCAAACCCAACUACAAACGCAACAAGAAAACAGGCAGCUUCCAAACUUCUCGUCUGCACCUACAGUGCAAGUCGAUAAUGACAAAGCCAAACAACCAGACGACGCACAGAAUGAGGAUCAGCCGAAGCCGCCGCCACCAGACAGUGGCAUAGUUGGACGGAGGAUAAUAGCAAGAUUUCAGAAGAAACAGAAAGUUUUACAAGACGACGACAUGGAGGUCGAUGACCUGUCGGAUGUCGAGGUUGAAGAAAAAUCGAAUGGCAAUACAAAGAAUGACGUGGUUAGACAUGACGGCGUGGCAGGCAAAGAGAGGGUUAGUGAAGAUGAAGCAAGUGGUGAUCAUAGUUUACAGUGGAGAGGCAGAAAGGAGCAAAGUGGAGUGAGGAAACGAACGAGUAGUCCGGCGGCGUCGGGAGACACUCCAGUGAGAGUCAAACGACCGUCUCGAUGGGGAGAACUACCUGCAGAUAUGAGCAACGUGAGAGACGACGAUCUACCGGUUGAGACGCCACAUGAGUGGUCACGUGACAUGUCACGUGGUGAUGGUGGUCGUCUGUCAUCUGAACGGCACGAUUAUGACGAUGUGUGGAGCACGAGGAGAGACGAUGAGACAUACAAUGAUCGACGUGAUGAUCGACAUGAUGAUCGACGUAUGCUGUUUGAGAGACAUAGGGAUGAUGGGAGAUGGUGGGAUGAGGAACAGAGGGACUAUAGGGGACAGUGGCAGUCAGAGAGACAGGAAGAUAUGAGACAUAGCUUUGUUGAUGGAGAUCGGCACGGAUAUAGUAAACGAGAUCGAGAUAGACGCAGCGGGAGAAGCAACUUUCCUGUCGCGAGGAAAGACGCUAUAUCAGUGUGUAGUUGUACUGUGUGGGUGGGGCACCUUAAGAAGAUCGUGUCAGACAAACAAGUUCGCGGUCUCUUCGAAGACUACGGGGACGUUCAAUCAGUAGAUAUGGUUCCUCCACGAGGUUGUGCAUACGUUUGUAUGGAGAGGCGUAUAGACGCAGCAAGGGCACUAGAAGACUUCUCCUCAAGAAAAGUAUCGAUAGGAAGGCAAGCUUGCAAAUUUGCGUGGGCGUUGCCUAAGGGAUGUAGCAGUUACAGAGAGUAUUGGAAUGAGCCGUUGGGUGUUGUGUAUUUGCCGUUGAGUAAGGUUUCGGGUCAUAUAGAUCUUACGAGUUUGAGUAAAGGGAGCAUUUUGGAUCCGGUGACAAUUCCGGAUGACCUCAUGGAGGAAUAUGAGGCAAUGCUGAACGAAGAAGAUGCACUUCACCAAUCAACAGCAUCCACCACGGCUCCCACAACCGCACCGACCUCCUCCCCAACAACAACAACAAUCAAACCUCCCACAACCGAACCAGUUGUCACCACAGCAAUGCCACCAACCAACCCUCCCAUACCACAACUCACCCAACCUCCAAACACGGCACCAAUGAUGCCCAUGAUGCCACCAAUGCCACCUCACAUGCAUCCACCAAUGCCAGGCCCUCCAAUGGGGCCUCCAAUGGGUGGCCUUCCAAUGGGUUGUCCUCCAAUGCCUGGCCCUCCAAUGCCUGGUCCUCCAAUGGGAGGCCCAAUGAACCAUCCACCUUACUCAGGAAUGCCAGAGCCUGUGAGAUACGGUUUCAUGCCUCCUUUUGAGCAGAGAUUUCCGCAGCCAUGGACUGUACGUCACGAUGGUUUUCUUAAUCGUCCUCGUUUUGCCUAGUCGUAGAUGCUUGUGUGCUGAUCAGAUCAGUGAAUUGCAAUAUUAGUGGUGUAGCUCUUUGUAUAUUGACUUGGAGUUACAAUGGGUAUUCAACUAGUGGCUGUUAGCAUAUGGAUUAUUAUGAUUUGAGACAGGAGUUAGGUUUGUCUCGCUCUCGUAUAGAUUAUAGCUACACUAUGAUGGAUGAGAUGCAUAUGUUUUACUUUUGUAGUUAAUUAAUUGAUCAUAUACGUCUGUUCGUGUCACGUGUUCUGUGUAUCUGUAUACUAGAAUUGAUAUUAAUUAAUACAUUUACUAG
This is a messenger RNA of Corticium candelabrum, 2759 nucleotides long. Its product is annotated as SR-related and CTD-associated factor 8-like. Gene Ontology annotation, cellular component: nucleus. The transcript is spliced from 12 exons. The record is from RefSeq and is a predicted model, not a curated record. Lineage: Eukaryota; Metazoa; Porifera; Homoscleromorpha; Homosclerophorida; Plakinidae. Bases 14 to 2461 code for a protein of 815 amino acids. Gene Ontology annotation, molecular function: RNA binding.